UACAGGCAGGGACACUAUGCUGGUGGGGACACUUCGCUGGUAGGGACACUUCAGGCUGAGGAGGAGGUUGGACACUACGCUGGCAGGGACACUUCGCUGGUAGGGACACUACGCUGGCAGGGACACUUCGCUGGUAGGGACACUUCAGGCUGAGGAGGAGGUUGGACACUAUGCUGGUGGGGACACUUCGCUGGUAGGGACACUUCAGGCUGAGGAGGAGGUUGGACACUAUGCUGGUGGGGACACUACGCUGGCAGGGACACUACGCUGGCAGGGACACUACGCUGGCAGGGACACUUCGCUGGCAGGGACACUUCGCUGGUAGGGACACUUCGCUGGUAGGGACACUUCAGGCUGAGGAGGAGGUUGGACACUAUGCUGGUGGGGACACUACGCUGGCAGGGACACUACGCUGGCAGGGACACUACGCUGGCAGGGACACUUCAGGCUGAGGAGGACGUUCCUCAUGUUUCAGUUGCAGGUCCUGCGUUGCCUCCCGGAUACAAACCGGAGUUGCUCUCCAGCUCGGAGGAUGACUUUGGCCCAGAGGAGGAUGUGGUGAUCAAGAGACGAAACAAGACGAGCAGCAGACACGGUCACGGUAGCGGGACGACCAAGGAUGGACCCACGGCAGAAAAACAACACAGAGUGGAAGAGGCGGUGAGUAGAAGGCUUGAGGAUGACGAUGAUGAUGAUGGUUUCUUCGGACCGGCUCUUCCUCCUGGGUUCUCAAAGCCACAGGCUUCACCAGAGAGGCCAGGUGUAUUGGGCCCAGCCUUACCCCCAGGAUUUCACAGACCGGCAUCUGAUGAUGAAGAUGAUGAUGGUGAGGAUGAUUUCCCUCGGCCAGCCCUGCCACCGGGCUACACAGCAGAACCCUCCAGCGGUGAUGAAGAGGAGGAUGAAGAGGUGAUCGGACCCAUGCCUGCUCUUGGUGCCAUCCGGGACUCUGUGGCUCUGGACAUCGAACGCAGAGCUCAGAAGAUGAAGGACAGACUGACAGGAGCAGAUAAUGAUCCAGGGGACGUGGUGCGAGAGACUUGGAUGACAGAGCUUCCUCCAACGCUGCAGCACAUCGGGCUGGGGGCCAGAACCUUCAAGAAGAGGGCUGGACCGGAGAGCAAGGACCGAUCCCUCUGGACCGACACCCCUGCUGACCGAGAACGCAAACUCAGGGAACGACUGGAGGGAAAGGAGAGUGAAGAAACAGAACCGGUCCCUCAACUGUCUCACAAAGAGUUACAGAUGGCUGAGAAAGUGUCCAAAUACAACGAAACCAAGCGUGGCGAGUCUCUGAUCAGUCUCCACGAGAAGCAGAUGAAGAAGAGGAAACUGGACGAGGGAGCCAAGCCGGUGGAGAGACGAGCGUUUGACAGGGACCAGGACUUGCAAGUCAACAAGUUUGAUGAGGCUCAGAAACAACGUCUGUUGAAGAAGUCCCAGGAGCUCAACACACGCUUCGGACACAGCAAGGAGAAAAUGUUCCUCUGAGACGAUCCACACACACAAUAGCUCAGGAUUGGACAUUUUUUUGGUCACCUGACCCAGUCAAUGAUUGACGGGAACGUUCCAGGUUGACUUUUUAUUGCAGUCCAACUACUCAGAUGAUCAGAACACAUUGUACUGAAUGUAAUCUGAGCAGAACAGGUCGUAAAGGUAAAACUUGUAUGUUUUUUGAUAAAAGUGUGAAUAUCAGUUUGAUAGUUCAAUUUUAUUCGUCACUCUUAUCCAGAGCGACUUAGUCCGUACGUGUUCUUACUUAUUAUUUAUCACAUACUGGUUUCCCCGUGGGAAUCGAACCCACGACCCUGGCGUUGAAAGCUCCAAUGCUCUAUAACCAACUGAGCCACACGGGACCUCCCUCAUUCUUUUAGUUCAUUAAAAGCUUCCGAUGCGCAGCUGUUUUUUUCUUCAUCUUAAUAGCAAAUCAUUUCUGGGGAACAGUUAAGGACAUUACUGUGAUUUGUUUUCAAUAAAAACACAACAAAAUAAAUGAGCAAAAA
Molecule: messenger RNA, 2003 nt
Organism: Oncorhynchus gorbuscha (pink salmon)
Lineage: Eukaryota; Metazoa; Chordata; Actinopteri; Salmoniformes; Salmonidae
Product: GPALPP motifs-containing protein 1-like
Exons: 7
Coding region: 376-1491 (371 amino acids)
Source: RefSeq, a predicted model, not a curated record